Penicillium cataractarum is the source of this 1137-nucleotide messenger RNA. Its product is annotated as serine/threonine-protein kinase. Gene Ontology annotation, molecular function: ATP binding; protein serine/threonine kinase activity. The coding region runs from base 1 to 1137 and encodes 378 amino acids. Gene Ontology annotation, biological process: protein phosphorylation. The transcript has 3 exons. Gene Ontology annotation, cellular component: cytoplasm. The record is from RefSeq and is a predicted model, not a curated record. Lineage: Eukaryota; Fungi; Ascomycota; Eurotiomycetes; Eurotiales; Aspergillaceae.
AUGGCCCAGAUCUCAGAUCUCAUCCGCGACUCCCGAUUGGACACUUAUUUCCUUCCUGACCAUAGAGUGGAGACUGUGCAUGCAUAUCGCGAGUCUGACCCUACCGGUCAACGGCGCGUCGUCAAUAGGUCAGAGCAUUGGAAGCGAGAAAAGAAGAUUGGAGGUGGUGGUUAUGGAGAUGUUUGGUUAGAAAAAUGUACUAGUGGUGGCCAGCCGAAUUGUACUUUCCGAGCCGUGAAACAGAUGACCGUCGACCUGAAAUAUGGUGCUAUUGACUAUAAUCGCGAGCUGGAAGCUAUUGCCAAAUUUUCACAUAAACGGUAUGAACGGUGCUUCGUCAGGUCAUUUGGGUGGUACGAGGAUGGGGAUCAGCUGUUCAUCGCUAUGGAAUAUCUCGAAGCCGGCGAUAUGUUUUCAUUACUUUAUCAAAAGCCACCUCUACCAGAAAUUGACGCGAAAGAGAUCGCGGAUCAGAUUCUUGAAGGACUAGACAUGAUGCAUGAUAAUGGAUUUGCUCAUCGGGAUUUGAAGCCUAAUAACAUUCUGAUUAAAUCCCACCCCCCAAAUGGAUGGUGGAUCAAGAUUGCCGAUUUUGGCAUUUCGAAGCGUAUUGAAGAAGGCAACGUGCCAUUUUCGACAGUGCGUGGGACACAGGGGUACAUAGCCCCCGAAAGAUACGGCCUUGUCGAGCAAGGAAGUGAAUACGCAACUGAUAUUUGGGCGCUCGGGGAGAUUGUCUUUCAACUUCUCACCCAGAAGCCAACAUUCAAGAACUUUGCACUGCUGGCAAAGUUUAUGGCACAGCCGGAUAUCUUUCCCUGUGGGGAACUGGUCAAACUGAAUGUCAGCAGCUUGGGUAUUGAUUUUGUCCUUGCAGUUAUGAAUCCAAGUCCGACAGAGCGGUUGACAGCCAAAUUGGCAUUGUCACACGAAUGGAUCAAGAAAGUGACCGAGACGGCAAAAACGCCUAUGAAGUUUGAUUUCUCAAAGACCAGCCCGAUGAAUCCCACAAAUGAGAAUUUGGACAAUCCCACAGAGGACCAAUUCGCAGCUUGGAGCACACUGUCAAUUCGACCAAAGCCAGCAAAUAAAAUCCCUGGUAAGGCCUUACAGGAAGAGACGCUUCUAGAUGGAUGA